AUAUCUUUUUGUCGAUCCCGAACAAGGUGUUAGAGAGAUUCAUUCAGAAUUUCAACAUCCCUAAAGCAAAGACGAAACUCUCUGCCGAUAAUGCUGGAGGAAGACUUUUCCCGUCGAGAAGUACUAAAAACGAUGCAGCAUCCAAUUCUCGAGUCGACCAAGGAUUUCCGUCCACGAAUGACCCUAACAGCUUCUCGGUCAACGUGCAAGCAAACGCGAACGCCUGGAAUUCUUCUGUCAGAAGGUUCGCGAAAAAAAACCCCCGACAAGAAACUGUUCGCGUUCCCCAUGAAUAAGGACGACACUGACGAAGAUGUGAAAAAGAAAAUGAUUGACCGGGAGGUUAUCUGUGACUGAAAAGUUCGUUGCAUCGCCCGGCUGGCUGUGGGUUCAGAAUUACGCUUUACAAUGUUGUGUGAUUAAGUGGCGCUGUCGUCGUCGUCUUCGGGGUGCUGCCCUGAGAGGUGCAGUGCCGAUAUAACCGUUUUGGUGUAUCCUCUUUUCACUCGCCACCAUAUUUUCUGGAACUCCCUUUGUCAGUUCUCAAUGGCAAGCAGCCAUAGGGUCGCUAUACGUCAACUGUUGAGCCCCAUGAAGGCCCAAAGCAAGUUUAUUGGCUUGCAAUAAGCAACCUGACAG
Aspergillus brunneoviolaceus CBS 621.78 is the source of this 639-nucleotide messenger RNA. RefSeq lists its product as uncharacterized. The annotation marks the transcript as partial. Lineage: Eukaryota; Fungi; Ascomycota; Eurotiomycetes; Eurotiales; Aspergillaceae. The transcript has a single exon. The record is from RefSeq and is a predicted model, not a curated record.